Acaulospora colombiana is the source of this 243-nucleotide messenger RNA. The record is from the annotation of a GenBank genome assembly. NCBI's taxonomy places the organism in Eukaryota, Fungi, Glomeromycota, Glomeromycetes, Diversisporales, Acaulosporaceae.
AUGAACAAAGCCCAACCAAUGCCUAUGGCCGCGUUCGCAUGGAUAGGUUUUUCGAUUGCCAGCAUGAGCACCGUGAACGUUAAUAUGGAAGUGGCAAUGAUCUCUAGCAACAGACCCUGCAAAAUUGAUAUAACAUUCUCGAGCAUGUUUACCAAAACUGUUGCGCCACCAAUUGGUGGUGGUUGUGAUAUGCUGAUCAAAUAUGCUCCCAAUAAUGCCCCCAAGAAUUCAGCAACAAUGUAA